Leptosia nina is the source of this 678-nucleotide messenger RNA. The record is from the annotation of a GenBank genome assembly. NCBI's taxonomy places the organism in Eukaryota, Metazoa, Arthropoda, Insecta, Lepidoptera, Pieridae.
AUGUUUGAAAACUCGGCAAUGGCCCUAUUAAGUCUAACACAUAAAACUGAGUAUGAAAAUCCAAAUCAUGUACCGAACAAACCAGCGAAAAGAUUUGUGUGUGACAUGUGCCCUGAAGGAUUUGUCUACAUGAGGUGUCUCCUAGCCCACAGAAACACGACCCAUCCGGAAGCAGCAAACCGCGAGCUGGUACUGCGCUGUGCACUGUGCAGCCGGUCGUUCGCGCAUCUCAACUCGCUGCGGCGACAUUUGAAAUCGCAUUCCGGCGAACGCAACUACUUGUGCAACGUGUGCGGGAAAUCCCUUUCGUCCCGGGAACACCUCAAAUUCCAUAUACGGAUACAUACAGGAUAUAAGCCCUACGCUUGCAAGACAUGCGGCAAAAGCUUCGUGAAGAAAUGCAAUCUGACGUUACACGAGCGAGUACACUCUGGCGAGAAACCGUAUGUUUGCUCGCACUGCGGAAAAGCGUUUUCACAGCGGUCUACCCUCGUCAUUCAUGAGAGGUAUCACAGCGGUGCACGGCCGUACACUUGCGGUGUUUGUGGCCGGGGUUUUGUAGCGAAAGGUCUAUUGUCUAUGCACUUAAAAACAUCUUGUGUAGACCUUCCACCUGUAACUGCGCGAGAAAUGCACUCCCCUAAAGUGGAAAGAGUGGAUCCCAGAUUACUGGACUAA